Messenger RNA from Staurois parvus, 657 nucleotides. NCBI's taxonomy places the organism in Eukaryota, Metazoa, Chordata, Amphibia, Anura, Ranidae. The record is from the annotation of a GenBank genome assembly.
AACUGAUGAAGACGCAGAGAGCCCCUCCCAGACUCCGGAGAUCGGGAACCCCAAGUUAGUACUGUAAUUAAAUCCUCCCUCCGCCCCCCUUCAGUCUUGCACAGGUGUGCCAGCUCCUCCCCUUCAGUCUUGCACAGGUGUACUGGCUCCUCCCCUCCAGUCUUGCACAGGUGUACCGACUCCUCCCCUUUAGUUUUGCACAGGUGUAUCAGCUCCUUCCCUUGAGUCUUGCACAGGUGUACUGGCUCCUCCCCUUGAGUCUUGCACAGGUGUACAGGCUCCUCCCCUUCAGUCUUGCGCAUGUGUACCGGCUCCUCCCCUUCAGUCUGGCACAGGUGUACUGGCUCCUCCCUUUCAGUCUUGCACAGGUUUACUGUCUCCUCCCCUUCAGUCCUGCACAGAUGUAGCUGCUGCUCCCCUUCAGUCUUGCACAGGUAUACCAGCUCCUCCCCUUCAGUCUUGCACAGUUGUACAGACUCCUCCCCUUCAGUCUUGCACAGGUGUACCGGCUCCUCCCCUUCAGUCUUGCACUGGUGUAUUUGCUCCUCCCCUUCAGUCUUACACAGGUGUAUUUGCUCCUCCCCUUCAAUCUUGCGCAGGUGUACCGGCUCCUCCCCUCCAGUCUUUCACAGGUGUACCGGCUCCUCCCCUCCAGUC